Messenger RNA from Branchiostoma floridae (Florida lancelet), 629 nucleotides. RefSeq names its product poly [ADP-ribose] polymerase tankyrase-1-like. The transcript has 6 exons. The record is from RefSeq and is a predicted model, not a curated record. Lineage: Eukaryota; Metazoa; Chordata; Leptocardii; Amphioxiformes; Branchiostomatidae. Gene Ontology annotation, molecular function: protein binding. The coding region runs from base 1 to 585 and encodes 194 amino acids.
AUGACGUUCGAGCCAAGCAAGUCAAAGAGGGAGCUUGAAGAGGAGCUUUGGAGGGCAGCUGGUGAUGGACAUCUAGAGAACGUGAGGGAACUGAUUGAACAGGGGGUGAAUGUCAACUGUAAUUUCGGAUGGAAUAAAGCUACACCUCUUCACAAGGCAGCUUUAGGAGAACCGAGGUGGCGGUUAACAUCCUUUCGAGGACAUGUUGGUGUUGUCGAAUUUCUCCUGAAAGUCGGAGCACAGGUGCACAGUAGGGAUCGGUAUGGAGCCACACCUCUUCACAAUGCAGCUAGAGGAGGACAUGGUGGUGUUGCUGAACUUCUCCUGAAGGCUGGAGCCCAGAUUGACAGUUGGGACAUGUAUAAAGACAGACCACUUCAUGGUGCAGCUGCAGGAGGACAUGUUGGUGUUGUUGAACUCCUCCUGAAGUCUGGAGCACGGGUGGACAGUACGGAUCGGUAUGGAGCCACUCCUCUUCACAAUGCAGCUAGAGGAGGACAUGGUGGUGUUGCUGAACUCCUCCUGAAGGCUGGAGCCCAGAUUGACAGUUGGGACAUGGUAAGGGUCAGUGCGUACUACAGAUGAUUGACAUGUUUGAUUAUUCACAAGCAAUUAGUGUUUAUCAUCAG